Volvox carteri f. nagariensis is the source of this 1782-nucleotide messenger RNA. RefSeq lists its product as uncharacterized. Bases 49 to 1782 code for a protein of 577 amino acids. Lineage: Eukaryota; Viridiplantae; Chlorophyta; Chlorophyceae; Chlamydomonadales; Volvocaceae. The record is from RefSeq and is a predicted model, not a curated record. The transcript is spliced from 13 exons. Gene Ontology annotation, biological process: protein refolding. Gene Ontology annotation, molecular function: ATP binding; ATP-dependent protein folding chaperone.
UCUGUUUACAGUGUCGCCUGUAAAUUUGUUGAACGAACACUAGCAGCAAUGGCAGGCACCCAGAUGAGGUCGCUGGUGGGCGGUCAGGCCCAGACGUCGGCGCCUCGCGCCGUCCGGGGCAGGCGCAGCGUUGUUGUGCGGGCCGCCAAGGAGCUGCACUUCAACAAGAACAUGGAGGCGCUGAAGCGCAUGCAGGCUGGUGUCGACAAGCUGGCCACUGUUGUGGGUGUUACGAUUGGUCCCAAGGGUCGCAACGUCGUGUUGGAGUCCAAAUUCGGUUCGCCCAAGAUCGUCAAUGAUGGUGUCACCAUUGCCCGUGAGGUGGAGCUGGAGGACCCCGUGGAGAACAUUGGCGCCAAGCUGGUCCGUCAGGCGGCGGCCCGCACCAACGACACGGCGGGAGACGGCACCACCACCGCCACAGUGCUGUCCGCCGCCUUCAUCGCGGAGGGAAUGAAGGUGGUGGCGGCGGGAACCAACCCCGUGCAGCUGACUCGCGGAAUGGAGAAGACCGUCACCGCGCUGGUGAAGGAGCUCCGGUCCGCCUCCAGCCAGGUGAACUCGGAUAAGGACCUGGCCAACGUGGCGGCAGUGUCCGCGGGCAACAACGCCGAUAUCGGCAAGCUCAUUUCGGACGCCAUGGCUAAGGUUGGCCGCCAGGGCGUCGUGACUAUGGAGGAGUCCAAGACGGCGGAGGACAACUUGGUGGUGGUGGAGGGUAUGCAGUUCGACCGCGGCUACUACUCGCCGUACUUCGUCACCGACCCAGAGCGCAUGCUGUGCGAGUACGAGAACUGCCGUAUCCUUCUAGUGGACAAGAAGAUCUCCACCGCCCGCGACAUCAUCGGCAUCCUGGAGUCCGCCAUUCGCGGCAACUACCCCCUGCUUGUGAUGGCCGAGGACGUGGAGCAGGAGGCUCUGGCCACCCUGGUGGUCAACAAGCUGAGGGGCACCCUCAAGGUGGUCGCCGUGAAGGCUCCUGGUUUCGGAGAGCGCAAGUCCUCAUACCUGGAGGACAUCGCCAUCCUGACUGGCGGUACGGUUGUGAAGGACGAGCUGGGUAUCACCUUGGACAAGGCCACUGAGGAGGUGCUGGGUGUGGCGGCCAAGGUGUCCAUCUCCAAAGAGCACUGCACCAUUGUGGGCGACGGUCGGACGCAGAAGGAGGUGGAGGCGCGUGUGAAGCAGAUCCGCAAUCUGGUGGCGGAGACGGAACAGGAGUACGAGAGGGAGAAGCUCAACGAGCGCAUUGCUCGCCUCAGCGGCGGUGUCGCCAUCAUCCAGGUUGGUGCCCAGACUGAGACCGAGCUGAAGGAGAAGAAGCUCCGAGUGGAGGACGCGCUCAAUGCCACCAAGGCGGCUGUGGAAGAGGGUGUUGUCAUCGGGGGUGGCUGCACGCUGCUGCGACUCAGUCAGAACGUCGACCAGAUCCGGGCCGCGCUGGAGAAUGAGGAGCAGAAGAUGGGUGCGGACAUCAUCAAGCGCGCGCUGUCGUACCCCAUCAAGCUCAUUGCCAACAACGCCGGUGUCAACGGCAGCGUGGUAAUGCAGAGGGUGAUGGACAAUAUCGAACAGCCUUACUACGGCUACAACGCCGCCACGGACAAGUACGAGGACCUCAUGGAGGCCGGCAUCAUCGACCCAACCAAGGUCGUCAGGUGCUCAUUGGAGAACGCCUGCUCGGUGGCCAAGACCUUCCUGUUGGCCGAUGUGGUGGUGACAGAGAUACCGGAGAAGGAGAAGGCGGCGGCGCCGGCUGCCGGCGGUGACUACGACUACUAA